Plutella xylostella (diamondback moth) is the source of this 4062-nucleotide messenger RNA. RefSeq lists its product as uncharacterized. The record is from RefSeq and is a predicted model, not a curated record. Lineage: Eukaryota; Metazoa; Arthropoda; Insecta; Lepidoptera; Plutellidae.
AUGGCAUUACUGAACAAAGAACAAAGUGAGUACUUAAAUACAUUGGAUCAAACGGCUCAUAUAAUACAAAGAGAACUAGUCAACUUUAAAAAAUGCCCGAAACAAAGACUAACGGAAGGGUACAUAACAACAAGGUUAAAAAAUAAUGAACAGUACUGGGGUACAUACAAAGAAGCAUUUCAGAAUCUCACAAAGUGCACGCCGAGGGAGGACAGGAAAGACAUCGAGUACUUUGUGAACGAAGAAUACUUCAAGAUUCAGGACAUAUACCUUGAUUUACAAGCAGACCUUACCGAUUGUCUCACACAACCGUCACUACCACAAACAACUACAACUACAACAGCACAGGUACCACAUAGUCCAAUGUCCUUUGCCACACUACCGAAAAUACAACUUCCUACAUUUUCCGGUAAAUAUGAAGAUUGGCCUACAUACCAAGACCUAUUCACAGCACUUGUUCACAAUACAUCACUGAGCGAUGUACAAAAACUACAUUACCUGAAAACAAGUGUCGCCGGAGAGGCGGAGAUGUUGCUACGCCACAUACAAAUAACAGAUAGCAACUAUACACAGGCAUGGGAAAUACUAAAAGGGCGCUUCGGAAACAAAAAGAUGAUUGCGAAUUCUAUACUGAAACGAUUAUUUAGCCAAAAGAAAGUAACCAACCAGUCAGCAAGUCAGAUAAAAACACUGUUGGAUACUACGACUGAAUGCCUAAACAGCCUAAAUAAUCUAAAGAUAGCUACUGAUUCCUGGGACCCAAUCAUAGUCUUCUUAGUAUCUCAGAAGAUGGACGCCGAGUCACUGAAAAGCUGGGAGGAACACUCACAUAACGAAGACUCAGACAAGAUGGCUACGUGGAGAGAUCUGCAAAGAUUUCUUGAGACAAAGUUUAGAACACUCGAAUUAAUCACUUCCGAGCCAUCAUCUGUGAGAGAAAGACCCCAGACACACAAAUCUUUCCACACCAUGGCUGAAGAAGGUGAAGAAGAUACAUGUCAAAUUGCACACGCAAAGGUAAACUCAAGGUCAUGUGUGUAUUGCAACGGAGACCACUACAUGUACCAUUGUAAAGAAUUUGCAAAACAAACAGUUGAGCAUAGACAAGAAUUUGUGAAGAAAAACAAUCUAUGUUUCAACUGUCUAAUACCAAGUCACAAUGUAUAUCAAUGCAAACAAAGAACAACAUGUCGCGUCUGUCAUAAGAAACAUCACUCCUUGUUACACCGAGCGAGAGAAACAAUCAUACAACCAGAACCUACAAUCACAACCGCACACUUCUCCAAUCAACAACCAAGAACUCAAGUGCUAUUAGCGACAGCCCAAAUUCAAAUGGAAUCAGAGGAUGGGGCGGUACAUACGUUGCGAGCACUAAUAGAUCAAGGCUCUGAGGCAUCAUUUGUAUCUGCGAGAGUUGUUGAUUUAUUGAGGCUAAGAAAAACAGACAUCAACGGUGUAGCGUCGGGAGUCGGAGAAGGUACUAAAAUUCCUCUGAAACAUUUGGUCGAGAUGAAAAUAAAGUCAAGUUACACAAACAAGGUUGUAAAUGUGACAGCUUACGUUCUGAAAACAAUAUCCACUAAAUUACCGUCGAAAGAUAUCAUAAUGAAUUGGCAAAUACUACAAACAUUAAAUUUGGCUGACCCUACUUACAAUACACCGGGAAAAAUUGAUAUAUUGCUCGGAGCAGAAGUCUUCUGUAAAAUAAUAGAAGAAGGACUAAUAAAACUGCCAGAUGGAGUAGUGGCUCAGAAAACAAUGUUGGGAUGGAUACUUUCCGGUCAGAGAGAAGGUACAGAGGAAAUAAUGAAACAUAAUGUGACAACCCUACAUGUCACAAGACAAGUGGUAGAAGACAAUGAUAUGUUACGGAAGUUCUGGGAAAUAGAGACAGAUAUAUACAAAAAGAGGAAGCUUAUGACAAAAGAAGAAGAAAUGUGUGAAAAUAUUUACAAAGAUAGUACUACAAGAGAUGAAACAGGAAGAUACAUAGUACAUUUACCACUGAAACAAAGUAUAGAAGAAACAGUAAAGUUGUGUGGAGAUACCAAGCAGCAAGCUAUAGCUAGAUUCAAGCAGUUGGAGAGAAAAUUCAAAAAAAAUGACAAAUUGAAAACUGAAUACACAAAGGUCAUACACGAAUACUUAGAGAUGGGUCAUAUGAACGAGUCAAAAACACCAGACAAUGAACUGACAGUGUAUCUACCACACCAUGCAGUUGUUCGCGAAGACAGAGAGACAACUAAAGUUAGAGUCGUAUUUGAUGCAUCGGCAAAGGGUUUAAAUGGUCACUCACUGAACGACGCAAUGAUGAUUGGGCCUGCACUGCAACCUGAUCUGCGGAGCCUAAUAACUAAAUGGCGCACGCAUAAAAUCUGCAUUGUCGGUGACAUAACAAAGAUGUAUAGAAUGGUUAAAAUGACUGAAGAACAUACAGACCUACAACGAAUUGUCUGGAGAGAUGACCCUAGUGGUGACAUAAAAAGCUACAACCUCACAACUGUCACAUUUGGUACCGCUGCAGCUCCAUAUCUAGCUGUACGAACACUAAAUCAAGUAGCUGAUGAUGAAGCCCAUAGAUUUCCAGAAACUGCUCCAUUGAUAAAACACUCAUUCUAUAUGGAUGAUCUCAUGACGGGAGCUGAAGAUGUAGAGAAAGCUAAAAAGAUAUGUACAGAAAUCGGAACAAUACUUAAAAGUGGAGGAUUUGAGAUGCAAAAGUGGUCGAGCAAUUCAGAAGAAGUUUUGAACCAUAUACAAGGAGAAGACACAAUCAGAGUGAUAAAACAAGAUGCGAUUAUAAAGAUACUCGGAUUGACAUGGGACAGGAAAGAUGACAAAUUCAAAGCCACUGUUAAUUUACCAGAACUGAGACAUCCUGUAACAAAGAGAGCAAUUCUUUCAGACGUAGGACGCCUCUUCGAUCCAUUUGGUUGGCUGUCACCAGUCAUAAUAAUAGCAAAGAUGCUGAUACAAAAACUAUGGAAAUGUGAAUUGGAUUGGGAUACUGAAUUACCCAACCAUUUAAUCGAAGAAUGGAAAACAUACAGACAAGAGAUUAUACAUUUGCAGAAUGCAACUAUACCUAGAUGGGUGAAUUCUACACUAGUAAAUAGAGAAAGGGCAGAAAUACAUGGGUUUGCAGAUGCAUCCACUCAAGCAUAUGCUGCUGUUACAUACCUGCGAGUAGUGGAAGAAGACGAGAUUCAUGUAACUAUGAUCGCAGCACGGACGAAGGUUGCACCGUUAAAACAAUUGUCGAUUCCCAAGUUAGAGCUUUCUGCAGCAGCACUAUUGACAGAACUUAUAGAAGAUAUAGUGGAGCCAUUGAGUAUACCGAAAGAGAGAGUCUUUGCCUGGACGGACUCAACUGUAGUACUAGCAUGGCUACAGUCAGAUUCACAUAAUUGGCGAACCUUCGUAGCAAACAGAAUAUCAGACAUCACUCGUGUAGUGGAUGGUGACCAUUGGCAUCAUGUUCAGUCUGCCGAAAACCCCGCAGAUAUCGCUUCGAGAGGCAUUAAAGCCAGUGAGGUAGCUGCAUGUAAGAUCUGGUGGACUGGGCCUGAUUGGUUAAAGCAAGACACAAUACAAUUUGACAAGGAUGAGAUUCCAACCACAGACUUAGAAUUGAAAGUUUCGUGUCAUACAACUUCAGUGGAAGAAAAACCUAUCUGGGAGAGAUUCUCUUCAAUUUCAAGGAUGAAAAGAGUAUUAGCUUAUUGUAGAAGAAUGAUAAAGAAUACUGAGACAGAACCAAGAAAGAAUUAUAUAGCAUUUUCUGAAAUGGAUAAAAUUUUAAGCGAAACAGAGUAUCUCAACACUCUGCAACAGAGAUUCAAGUGGCAAGUAGCAGUUCCAUCAUCAGAGAUAGGCGAUUUGGUAGUCGUCAAGAAUGAAGACAUGCCCCCGACUAAAUGGUUACUGGGUCGAAUCAAGUAUCUUCACCCAGGAGAAGAUAACAUAGUCAGAGUAGUGACGGUACAGUGCAAAGGAAACAAUGAAUUGAAGAGACCUUUGUACAAGAUAAUACCACUGCCGAAACAACCUGAGGCCGAGUAA